Molecule: messenger RNA, 1304 nt
Organism: Beta vulgaris subsp. vulgaris (sugar beet)
Lineage: Eukaryota; Viridiplantae; Streptophyta; Magnoliopsida; Caryophyllales; Amaranthaceae
Product: methyl-CpG-binding domain-containing protein 5
Exons: 3
Coding region: 226-990 (254 amino acids)
Molecular function (GO): DNA binding
Source: RefSeq, a predicted model, not a curated record
AAGAUCCAACGGUAAGUCAAAACAACAAUUGCAACAAUCAAAUAAGAAAUAAAUGUCCCCUUCUCUUCUCUGCUCUCAUUCUCAUUCCUCAUAAUUCUUAAUCUCUUAUACCCUCUUUUCUUUGGCUAUUUCCUCAAUAUUCCCAGAAAACACUCACACUUUCACUUAUAAAAUACUCUAAAUAAUCAAUCUUUCACACCCAAUACAUUUGCAGCUCUACUUCCCAUGUCCCCUAAACUUACUCCUCUUUACCCAAUCUCUCUCAUGGAAGAACCCAUCUCAGAAAUCGACCCAAUUCAACCCGACCCACUUCUCAAACCCGGCGCAUUUAUCGACCCAAACCCAUCUUCAAAUGGGAAGAAAUCAUCCAAGCGCAAGUCUACCUCCACCGUUGAUUCUGCUGCGUUGGACACCUCUCAGCCGUCUGAUCAAAAGAAUGGAGUAACUUCUAAUGGAAAGAAAUCAUCAUCAACCGUUGAUCCUGAUUCUGCUUCGGUGGACGCAUCUCAGCCGUCUGAUCAAAAGGGUGAAAUUCCGGCGACUCCUAGACCUGAUUGGUUGCCUUCUGGGUGGACUUUUGUUGAACGUGUUAGGGCUUCUGGUGCUUCUGCUGGUUCUCGUGAUAAGUAUUAUGUCGAUCCAGUGACACAACGUCGGUUCAGGUCAAAGAAAGAGGUGCUUUACUUUAUCGAAACAGGAAUGAUGAAGAAGAAAAAGAAUGAUUCUGAUGCUGAUGCUACGCCUGGGACUGACUCUGCUGCAACCCCAAAGCGGAAGAAAUUCGAAACAAAGGCAAAAGAUUCUUUGAAGAACUUCAAUUUUGAUGAUGUUCCAGCGAAGGUUAAAUGGGAGUUGACAGAUAUCUAUGAAGGGACUUGGAGGCCGUUAAGUAACGGCGUCGAUCGAGUUCCUGAAUCUUCUAAGCAAGAAUGGAGUGCAGCCUUUACAUACCUUACAUUACAAAAUGCUGGCAGAGCAACAUUCAUCUGAGACUUGUUUUUUUCUUGGUUGUGGGAUUUCAACACAUACUAACAAACCACAGUAGUGAACCAUGUUCAUAUAGUAUCUUUCUUAUUGCUUUUAUUUUUGGGGAUGAAUAUAUGUGAAUAACAUUUUGUGGUUCAUGGUUCUUUUGACAUACUAGGACAAGUUAGUUUAAAAACUAACUAGUUAGUUUCCUUUUGUAGUUUUAUUUUAACUUUGUAAUUUUGAGUUUGGCUCAUUUUGGAUACCUGUUUUUCUAUAUCUUUAUGGAUUUACGGGGCCCUUUAUUAUUUGCUCUUAUGCAAGCUUACAUUUUACUA